Molecule: messenger RNA, 395 nt
Organism: Piliocolobus tephrosceles (Ugandan red Colobus)
Lineage: Eukaryota; Metazoa; Chordata; Mammalia; Primates; Cercopithecidae
Product: cell division cycle and apoptosis regulator protein 1-like
Exons: 3
Source: RefSeq, a predicted model, not a curated record
AUCCCCAGGUGGUAUUGGAAUCAGGCCUGUGUCACAUGUGGGGAGGGCAGCUGCACCCAGCCACCCUCUGACUUCUCUCCUCCCACAGAUCAGCCAUCUGCAAGCUUCCCUUCUACAUGGAGAGGAGGAAGACAGUCAUGGGACCCCAGGGAGCCAGGAGACAGAUAGGGAUGAGGAAGAAAUGACCAAACAAGAUGACAAAAGAGAUAUCAACAGACACUGCAAGGAGAGGCCCUCUAAAGAUAAGAUGAAGAUGAAAAAACCACAUUAAAUUUGGAGAAUUCCAACAAAAGCCUCUCUGCUGAACUCAGAGAAGUUAAAAAGGACCUUCAUCGGUUACAAGAAAACUUAAAGAUUUCAGAAGACAUGAAUUUACAAUUUGAAAACUAACUGAA